This is a messenger RNA of Rotaria socialis, 1155 nucleotides long. The record is from the annotation of a GenBank genome assembly. NCBI's taxonomy places the organism in Eukaryota, Metazoa, Rotifera, Eurotatoria, Philodinida, Philodinidae.
AUGAAUGGAAAUUUUACUACUUCAAAUAUGAAUAAUCAUCCUACUCGUAUGUUUACACCUCAUCCAUUAGAAAAAACAUCAUCUAAUAUCAAUUUGUGUCCAAAUAUAAAUCCAAAGUACAGCCUUCAUGGUGCUGCACAACGUAAAUAUAAUCAUCCAUAUAAGAAAUUUCAAACCGGCUCUACCACUACAUUCUCCGGCUAUACCAAUAUAUCGAAUUAUAGAAAUUUUAAUCAUUAUGAAAAUAAUGGCAACAUUGAAACCUUAAAUAACAUCAAUAAGAACAAUAAUAAAUUAAUGUCCAAUAAUAUAAAAGUACCUAAUCUCAUGUCAAUUGAUUAUUUUAAACAACCAUCCAGGAAGAAUCGUCGAAGUUUAUAUCUUGCUCAACAAUAUUAUGAUCAUGAUCAAGCUCAAACAACUUAUCAAAAUGAUUUUCGUACAGUAUUACCAACAACAACAAGAGCAAUAAUAUCAUCAUCAAAUCAACUUAAAGCAUUAAUUCUGUCGGAUUCUAUGUGCAAAUAUGUUCGUGUAGAUCAAAUCAGUCCACCUGGGAUGAAAGUUAAUGUAUCAUUUGAAUCCGGCUGCAACUGCAAUCGAAUGCUUGAAUUUUUAGAGAAAGAAAAUGUUGAACAAAGUUCUAUAUUUAAUGUUGACUUUGUUGUUUUUUCUUUAUGUACAAAUGAUGUUGCUUACUUGGAAUUAAAUCAAGUUAUUCAGCAUUGUCGUUAUGUAAUACAACGAACAAGACAAUUAUUUCCACAAAUAAAAGCUAUCGGAUGGCUCACUCUCUCACCACGAUCAAAGCCAUCAAAAUUAUAUAAUUCUUCAAGCAUUGAUGAAAUUAAUAAAAAAUUCAAUGAACUAUUACAAGUAUUAUCCAAGCAAAUGAAUUUCGAACUUAUCAAUGCAAAUCUUCAACAUCAACAUAUGCAUCACGAUGGUCUUCAUCCAUCUAUGCAGUCAGGUCGUAUGCUUUUUGAAAGAGCAUUGUAUAAUUGGCUUUUCAAAAAAACAAAAACUUUUACUCUUGGUUUAAAUGCUGACAAUAAUAAAACCAAGAAUAAUAAUGAUAUACGUCUAAUAACAAAUACAAAUUAUAAUAUUCAUCAACAGCAUCGAUUAAAUAAUGAUAAAAUAAUGAUAAAAUAA